Messenger RNA from Stylonychia lemnae, 2016 nucleotides. The record is from the annotation of a GenBank genome assembly. Lineage: Eukaryota; Ciliophora; Spirotrichea; Sporadotrichida; Oxytrichidae.
AUGAGUGUCAAAAGACCAGCUUAAAUUAAUUAGCAAAAUGCAUAGUCAUAAUAAUUGCUAACUCCAUUAGAAGAUAAAAAACUGUUACCAAAAAAUGAAACCAGUUUAGAAAAUAACUAAGGAAAAUCAAGGCAGAAAGCAAUUAAGGCCAUUGGGUAGAGAAAUAAAUCAUUGCCUUAACUUUCCCCCAGAGCUAAAGAUCUAGCUGAAGUUGAUAUUGGAAAGAAAAUGACUCUUAAUAACUUAAGAGAGCACAUUGAACACUUCAUUAGUGAAAUAGAGGAUGAUCUCUAUCAAGUUGAGGUGCAGGAUCCAGAUGGAGGAGAUGAAGAAUACAGAGGUCUUUUCUAUAAUGAAUAAUCAAAGCAAAUUGUAGAAACUUUGUUAGAGAACAAUAAAAGCAUGGUUUUAAAAGUUUCAGAAGUAGCUAAUGCUAUCGCAAAAGUAGCCCAAAAGCUUAGUUUGAUUAAAUAAUAGUAGCAAAAAGACAUUGAUAGAGAACAUAAAGAAGCAAAUCCUGAUUUAAAAGAAGCUGAUCAGCAGUUAUAAUCAGCAUAGUUACAAGCAAGAGCACUAUAGCAUUAACUAAUGAAAGUUAAAGAUCACUAUAAUAGCUUAGGAGAGCAGAUAGACAAGAAGAGGCACCUAGAAAACUAAUUAAUUGACUUAGACAGGCAAAAAGCUUAGCUAUUAGAUGUUAUCUAAUCACAGCAAAAGUAUUUGACUGAAUCCUCUUAGAUUCUGAACGGUUCAUCAUAGGCAGUUUCAUAAUAAACAAAAUUGGAAUCUGUCAAAGAUGAGAUAAAAGAGUUAAAAAAAUAAUUCAGAUAACUGUCAACUUCUAUAAGAGAGAAAAAACCCGAAAAAAUGCAAGAUGAGUUUCAGUAAGUCGUUGAUGUUACAAAGAUGCAGUAAUAACUCAAACUUACUAUUGAUAUUAUUAAAAGAGGAGUAAGAGUGAGAUAGAGCUAGCAAACCGAGAGGACUAAAAAGGUAGUCGCAACAGAGUAAUCCCCCUUAAGAAUUAUAAAUAGAAGCAAAAUUCCACCAACAAUUGAUGAAGAAAUAGUCAUUAAAAAGAAAAACUUAGGGCUCAUAAAUAAGGUCAACUAAAGUGGGAUUAUAGAUUACUAAAACAAGUUGAAGUAAAUAGAAAAUUAGAUAACUGAAAGAUCUAAACUAAUUGAUCAAUAUAAUUCAGAGAAUAAUGAGCUAGCUAGUGAAAUAAAGCUUCUAACAGAUAAAAUAGAUCCAAAGAAUUUAGGUAUCAUGUAAGUUGGUGCUAGUCUUCAAAAUUAAAGACUAUAUGGAGAAUAAGAAAAUGCCAAGAUCAUAAUCUUUAAGAGAAAUUAUUCAAGACCUUAGAAUAGGCUAGAAUCCGGUACUUCUCCAAGUAAAGUAAGCGAAGUUAAUAAAAGUAUAGAUUUUCUUGCUCAAAGAAAUGGUAAUGAGAAAAUAGUUAAGUCUAGAUUCCCCAGUAUCUCUCAGCAAGAUUCAAAAUUUAAGAAUGGAAUACUAGCUGUCAAUUAGUCUAUGGAUUUCAGAUAGAUUUAAAGACAUCAAGAUGAUUCAGAAGAAGAAGAUGCUGAUGACAUGUCAGCCUAUCAAAAUAAGAAGGACCAAUUUAUAAAUGCUGAGAGGAAUAAUUUCAGAAAAUUAUAGAAUGCUAAAAUGGCUGUUAAGGCAAUAAGAAAUCAAUAAUAGAUAAAUAGUGAUAAACAGACUGAGCUUUCUAAAACUAAGACACAAAAGAGAAGUUCUCAUGUCAGUCCAUCUCAAAGUAAAUCAUUUGCCAGAUCAGAUAUGGAGACUCUUGAAAAUAACAAUAACAAUCAGAGUAUUAGCAUUAAUAAUCAAUCUAUAGAGAGGCAAUCUAAACCUUAGCUUGAAGAGAGUCAAAUAGAAGAGUCUAUUAUUGAUAAUAGUGCUGAUCAGUAUUCUAAUCAAAUAUCCCCAGUUUAGAAUAAAUCUUAUGAGGUUAAGACUGCUAUUUAAAAUGGAAAAUUUCAAAGAUGA